AUGUCGAAGCUGAGGGAACACUCGAAGGUGGUGAACGUCACCAAGACAUCGAUCCUGGCAAUCCAACGUUUUGCUGAUGCUUUUAAUGCAGCGACUGACGAGGACAAGGUUUCGUUCCGCAUUCAGCGGCUCGAUGACCUCUUUGAGCGAUAUAUGACGGCUUCGGUUGACCUUGAGCUGUUAACCGAUGACGACGACAAAGUUGCGACACAAAACAUCACCAAGGAUAGGUCGGACGUCGAGGAACACUGUACGAUUCCACCAAGGUUACUGCAGCAAACUACAAAAUCACGUGGGAUCUGCUGGUGGAGCGGUUUGACCAACGCGAAAGAAUCGGCGGACGCCAUUUUGAAUUUGAUUGACCAGUUUGACCGCCAUGUUCGAAUUCUCAAGACAUUGGGCGAGUUGACUGACAAAUGGAGUCCACUCUUGGUGCACAUGGUGUGCACGCGGUUGGACCAGAGCACGCUGCGGGCAUGGGAAGUGUCCACCAAGGAAACAGUUGACGAAAUCCCUGCCUACCAAGACUUGGUCGAGUUUCUCCACGAACAGGCUCGUGUGUUGCAGUCCUUGAAAAGCGCAACAGUUUCCCCAAGUCCAGCUGCCCCUAAGGAAAAGUCCCGAUUCUCUGUCGCCCACGCCGCUACCAAGCCAGCUACGAACAUCCCUGGUUGUCCUGUCUGCUCGAAGUCCCAUCGCAUUUACGAAUGUGAUCAGUUCCGCCGCAUGACGGUGGAGCAACGACAGGAAGUCUCCUCGCAACCUCGAUACACUGCUGUCCCGCACAACACACCCAAGGGAAGUAGUUCGAGCUUUCAACCACACGCUACACGAGACACACAGUCCUCCCCCACCAAUACAAGCCCCCCUCACGCACCCACCACGCUGAAAGUGGAAGCCGCCUCUCCUGAGUCUCCCCGCGCGACUGCCCUGUCGGCAUCGCAAGGCUCGAAGGCGCAGCAAACUACCGUGCUGCUGUCCACGGCGGUAGUCAAGGUCCACGGACCUUCCCGAAAGAGCACCCUGGCGCGUGCUCUGCUGGACUCCUGUUCGGAAAUGAACUUCAUAACCGAACGAAUCGUUCAACUGCUUGGGUUGAACCGUGCGAAGCAAGUCACCACCAUCUGCGGUAUGGGUGGAGUCAAGACACAAAGCACGCACAGUACCGUCGCCAUGUUCAGCUUCCUCAACUCGUCGUUCUCUGAGACCCUGACCUUCACCAUUCUGCCCAAGAUCUCGAACAGUAUUCCCGCCAGACCUGUCGAUACAUCGCGGUGGAAUCUGUCCUCCCAACUGGUUCUGGCCGACCCUGGUUUCGCAACCCCCCAAAAGAUCGACAUGGUAAUCGGUGCCCAGCUGUUCUACGUUCUGCUUCAAGCAGGUCAAAUGUUCGUUGGUGAUGGUCCCGGUCGCUACCCAAUGCUCCAGCAGACUGUUUUCGGUUGGGUAGUCAGUGGUCCGGUGGUCCAAGAAGGGAUGAAGUCGGAGACUUCAAGCACUGCUAUGGUCUGCACCGCCGAUGAUCUCGAUCAGCGGCUCGCAAAGUUCUGGGAGGUUGAAACAUGCUACAGCCCUAGCUGUCUGUCCAAGGAAGAGUUGAUCUGCGAACGUCUCUUCGCCGAUACAACCACUCGAGAUGAGUCUGGUCGAUUCAUCGUUCGUCUCCCGAAAAAGCAACUAGCUCUGAGUCAACUUGGCGACUCAAAAUCCUCCGCUCUGUGCCGGUUGCGCUGGAUGCAGCGACGCUUAGAGAAAAAUCCCCACCUGAAAGAGCAAUAUGUCGAUUUCAUGCAAGAAUACCUCGACCUCGAGCACAUGGUUCCCGUAGACACGCCUCAAGACAAUACCCAAGAACCGCCAUUUUAUUUGCCACACCACGCGGUGGUUAAGCCUAGCAGCUCCACGACGAAGUGUCGCGUGGUUUUUGAUGGGUCCAGCAAGUCUUCUACGGGAAUAUCGCUGAACGACUGUUUGAUGGUAGGGCCAACGGUUCAAGACACCCUAUACUCCAUUGUGUUGCGUUUUCGAAUGCAAGAAGUUGCUCUGGUGGCGGACAUCACCAAAAUGUACCGCCAGAUUUGGGUACACCCAGACGAUCGCAGACUGCAGCGCAUUUUCUGGCAACAGCCCGCGGACCCGGAGGUCCGCGAGUAUGAGCUGACUACGGUCACAUACGGCACCGCCAGCGCGCCUUAUCUGGCCACGCGCUGCCUCAAGCAGCUCUCGUAUGACCACUCCGAGUCUGCGAACGACGCUGCUGCCAAAAUUGGGAGAGAUUUCUACGUGGACGAUCUCCUGAGCGGAGCACCCACGAUCGACGAAGCAGUGCAAGUUCGCGGUGAAGUCCAGAACAUCCUCGGUUCUGCCGGGUUCGAGUUGCGCAAAUGGGCAUCCAACUCUGCCGAGGUUCUCCGCCAAAUUCCCCCCGAGCUGCAAGAUGAACGCUCGCUUUUGGAAAUCGACAGUCCGUCCGACACCACAGUCAAAACUCUGGGCUUACUGUGGCACCCCGAAUCGGACACGUUCCGGUUCAAGGUUCCUGAGUUCUCGCUGGACGGUCCCGUCACGAAGCGUGCCGCGGAAUGGCAGACGUUCCGAGACGACUUGGCUGCUCUGAAGACCAUCUCCGUGCCCCGCCUUACAAAGGCUCCAGGCGCUGGUGACCAAGUCGAACUCCAAGGGUACUGUGACGCGUCCAACGACGCAUACGGUGCGUGCAUUUACAUCAAAAGCAAGGGAGCAGAUGGCAAGAUCUCAGUUAACCUACUGACAUCCAAAUCUCGGGUCGCGCACAUUCUACCGAUGCCGAUCCAGCGCUUAGAACUCUGUUCAGCCUUGCUCCUUGCCCACCUGUACUGCCAGGUGGUGGAGAGUCUGGGUCUCCAAAAUAUCACAACGUACCUCUGGACGGACUCCAUGGUGACCCUGCACCGACUGCGCGACACACCCGCAAACUAUGACACUUUCGAGAGAAAUCGGAUCGCGGAGAUCCAGCGCCUCACCGACGGCUGCAUCUGGGGUCACAUCGCCGGCAAGGACAACCCAGCCGAUAUCAUCUCACGUGGCGUCAGUCCCAGCGAGCUGAUCGAGAUGCCACUCUGGUGGCACAGCCCGCCGGAAACGGAAGAAAGCCCAACCAUGUUCGUCAUGCACGCUGUGCACGAUGAAGAAGACGUCCCUGCAGUGGCAGCGGCCGUCACAAGCCCCCCGGAAGCAGACGAAGAAGAGAACGAGCGGUAUUGGUUGUUCAAGUGGUAUUCCACAUUGACGACACUGUUGCGCACCGCAGCGUACUGCCGGAGAUUCGCUACUCUCUGCCGGCUGAAGCGAUCUGGCACACCCGCAACGCUUCCGCCGUACCUGACCUCUGACGAACUAUCGCAAUCCUUGAUCGGCCUGGUCAAGGUAGUCCAAGAUCAGAGUUUCCCGAAGGAGUCAACCUUAAUACGAGCUGGCAGGCUCGCCCAGCUGAAGAAGUCGUGGCGCUUCCUCGACCCAUUUGACGACGAAGGUGCACUCCGCGUUGGUGGCCGGCUGGACAACUCGGCUUACGCAUUCGGCCGAAAACACCCGCUGAUUCUCCCGGCGGAUCAUCCACUGACCGAGCUCAUUUUGGAGGAAACACACCAGCAACUUUUGCACGCUGGCCCGCGCUUGAUGAUCGCACACAUUCGCGAACGGUUCUGGCCGUUCAAUCUCCGUAACUUGGCACGGAAGAAGUUCAGAACCUGUCUACAGUGCUUCAAGGUCCAGCCUCAACUCGAAGGCCAGCUGAUGGGUCAGCUGCCGAAGGUCCGCAUAACCCCGGCCCGUCCGUUUCUCAACACGGGUGUUGACUUCUGUGGACCAGUCUGGAUCAAGCAAUCGACGCGGCGAGGCAGAGCGGUCCCCCCAGUGCGUGCCUACAUCGCGCUGUUUGUGUGUAUGGCAACGAAAGCAACACACAUCGAACUGGUCAGCGAUCUCAGCACCGAAGGAUUCAUCGCCGCGCUGAGACGAUUUGUGGCCCGCAGAGGACGCCCCCUCAGUCUGUACUGCGACAACGCAACCAAUUUUACUGGGGCAGAAAAGGAACUGAAACUGCUGCUCAACCAAUUUCUGGACCAACAAUUCCGCGAGAAGGUGUCGGCGUACUGCGCGGAAUCGACCAUCCAGUUCCACUUCAUCCCAGCGCGCGCUCCUACGUUCGGUGGCCUAUGGGAGGCCGCAGUACGAGCGCUGAAGCAUCACAUCCGUCGAGUCGUAGGCACAGAAGCUCUCACCACUGAAGCCAUGCAGACGGUGCUCUGCCAGAUCGAGAGCUGUCUCAACUCGCGGCCGCUGACGGCCGUCUCGGAAAGCCCCAACGACGUGACUGCCAUCACACCCGGACACUUCCUGGUCGGCUCCGCUCUACAAUCGAUUCCUGAGCCCGACCUCUCCGGUGUCCCCACCAACCGGUUAUCGCUGUGGCAAGCGAUUCAACGGAAGACCCAGCAGUUCUGGAAACUGUGGACAACAGACUAUCUUCACCAGCUCCAGCAACGCACCAAGAACCUGUACCGGCAGCCGAACCUCCUCGUCGGCAAGCUGGUCCUCCUGAAGGAAGACAACCUUCCACCCCUCCGGUGGAGCAUGGGCCGCAUCACCGCAGUUCGUCCUGGUCCGGACGGACUGGUACGGGUCGUAAGCGUCAAGGUUCCGUCGGGCGCUGUCUACGACCGGCCGGUCGUGAAAGUGUGCCUGCUCCCGAUCAACGAUCUCUCACCAGCGGACAACCCAGAAGACGACGAGUCAGCCAGCCAGCCGGCGACCUCCGAAGACGAACAGUGA
This is a messenger RNA of Culex quinquefasciatus (southern house mosquito), 4812 nucleotides long. RefSeq lists its product as uncharacterized. Gene Ontology annotation, molecular function: nucleic acid binding. The record is from RefSeq and is a predicted model, not a curated record. The transcript has 4 exons. Lineage: Eukaryota; Metazoa; Arthropoda; Insecta; Diptera; Culicidae. Bases 1 to 4812 code for a protein of 1603 amino acids. Gene Ontology annotation, biological process: DNA integration.